This is a messenger RNA of Austrofundulus limnaeus, 4708 nucleotides long. RefSeq names its product ring finger protein 19A, RBR E3 ubiquitin protein ligase (gene rnf19a). Bases 357 to 2879 code for a protein of 840 amino acids. The record is from RefSeq and is a predicted model, not a curated record. Gene Ontology annotation, biological process: protein ubiquitination. Gene Ontology annotation, molecular function: ubiquitin-protein transferase activity; zinc ion binding. Lineage: Eukaryota; Metazoa; Chordata; Actinopteri; Cyprinodontiformes; Rivulidae. The transcript has 10 exons.
UGUACCCUGGCCGAAGUUUCCUUUUCCUACCACGGCUGUUUGUAAUGGAGUCGACAGUGUACUCUUCUAUCGUAAAGUAACAAGAAACAAGUAGUAAUAUUACGGUUUGUGUCCCAUAUCAAACCUUCUGCAUCUCARUCUCAACAGAACCUCCACCACUGUGAUUUAAGCCAAGCACAUACCACYAGGCACUGAUUUGGGGAUCUCCUUUAGUUGCUGCCACUUUGUCAAGUUGAAGGCAGUCCAGUUCCCUUUUUGUCAAAUUUUAUUCCCUCCUUCCCUUUUUAUCAUCCCUCAUCUCCUGCCUUCAUGUGGUAAUUGUUUAUUAAAGCACUAGUGACGCCUCUUCUGGUGCAAUGAGCAACCUGCACCAACAGCAUCAUGGCAGCACAGGCUCAGAGCGAGACCUUCACUCUGCAGCCUCCUCUGUUAGCCUGCCCUCRGUCAGGAAGAAUCCCAAAAAGCGGCGUCUGUCCCUCCACUCACUCUUCGGAMGGCGAUGCAGACCUGAUCGCGACUCCAAACGCAAGUCGAGGACUCUGCAGCCUGCCGCCGCAGCGGACGCUGUUGUCAGUGUUGAAACCCUGCAGUCCGAGACGAGCCAGGACAAAACUUCCAGCCAACCGCCAUCAGAUGUAGCGUCAACCUCAUCGGGGUCGGGGUCUUCGUCCGAGCUGCUGGAGUGCCCUCUGUGCCUGCUGCGCCACACACGCGAGCGCUUCCCAGACAUCAUGACCUGUCACCACCGCUCCUGCGCAGACUGUCUGCGGCAGUAYCUGCGCAUCGAAAUCUCAGAGUCGCGCGUCAACAUCUGCUGUCCCGAGUGCUCGGAGCGCUUCAAUCCCCACGACAUCCAGAUGAUCCUGGGAGACCGGGCCCUCAUGGAGAAGUAUGAGGAGUUCAUGCUGAGGAGGUGGCUGGUGUCGGAACCRGACUGUCGCUGGUGCCCCGCCCCCGACUGCGGUUAUGCAGUCAUUGCGUUCGGCUGCGCCAGCUGCCCAAARAUCACCUGUGGGCGUGAGGGCUGCGGGACAGAGUUCUGCUACCACUGCAAGCAGCUGUGGCAUCCCAACCAGACAUGUGACACGGCCCGACAGCAAAGGGCCCAGAGCCUCCGACUGAGGGGCUUCAGGUCCUCAUCGCUCAGCUACAGCCAAGAGAGCGGAGCAGCAGGUGACGACAUCAAGCCGUGUCCUCGCUGCUCUGCAUACAUCAUCAAGAUGAACGAUGGAAGCUGUAAUCACAUGACCUGCGCCGUCUGCGGCUGUGAGUUUUGUUGGCUCUGCAUGAAGGAAAUCUCUGACCUGCACUACUUAAGUCCAUCAGGCUGCACCUUCUGGGGGAAGAAGCCUUGGAGCAGGAAGAAGAAGAUUCUUUGGCAGCUCGGCACAUUGGUGGGGGCUCCUGUGGGGAUCGCCCUCAUCGCUGGUAUCGCCAUCCCAGCAAUGCUCAUUGGCAUCCCAGUGUAUGUGGGCAGAAGGAUUCACAAUCGCUACGAAGGCAAGGACAUCUCCAAGCACAAGAGGAACUUGGUGAUAGCUGGAGGUGUGACGCUGUCAGUGAUCGUCUCUCCUGUCGUUGCUGCCGUCACUGUUGGUAUUGGUGUUCCCAUCAUGCUUGCUUACGUUUACGGCGUGGUCCCGAUCUCUCUGUGUCGGAGCGGCGGUUGUGGAGUGUCUGCUGGCAAUGGCAAAGGGGUGCGAAUCGAGUUUGACGAUGAAAACGACAACGUGGGCAACGGAGCGGCAGCCACAGAUGCCACCUCAGUAGCAGAGACUCGGCUCAACAACCCGAGUCUCGGAGACGGAGCGAGUGUCGGUGGUUUGACGGGUCUUAGUCUCAGCGUCAGCGGGACCCACAUGGAGCGCUGCGGCGUGGGCUCCAACCAGCGGGACAACAUGAGCGACAACGCCAGCACCACGGCCCUCGCUGGGACCAGCAUCACCGGCAGCCUGUUCGGAAGCUGCUACCACCGGAUGGAAGUGCAGGCUGAUGUCCAGAAGGAACGCUGCAGUUUGAGUGGCGAGUCGGCUACUGUCAGUCUGGGGACGAUCAGUGACAACGCCAGCACGAAAGCCAUGGCAGGAUCCAUCCUCAAUGCUUACAUGACGUUGGACAGAGACAACAGCCUGGAGGGGCCGGGAGACUUGGAGUCCAAACAGGAAAAAGCGAGACACGACAGCGCCAGCAGCAGCCUGGAUGAAGCCAGCUGCAGCAGCACCUCCGGCGCCAAAGGAGCCAGUGGUGGUGCGUGUCUCUGCUCCUGUCCCUCCAGCUGCUGCUGUGGUCAGAACAGCAGCCACUAUUCCCCUACAUCCAAAAACCACUCAACCACUGCAGGCAAGAAGUGCAAAAGUAAGCUGCUGAAACGAGCAAGCAGCAGCGGCAAAGAAGAAGGAAAACUUGCUGAAGCUCAAGGAGAUGUUGACGCUCAGCUUCUGGAGCGGCGCAGCACCAACUCCUCUGAGCUGGAUUCUCCCUCCCUGAGCGGCAGCCUCCCCUCCGUGGCCGACUCCCACUGUAGCCACCUCUCAUCAGAGCUCAGCUGCUCAGACCCCGAGACCUCCAAACCCACUCAGCUGCCUUGCUCCCCCCAGAUGGAGCCCCUCGCCCACAAUCCCACCGUCACGCCCUUACCCGAGGUGGAGCACGACCGCCUCGAGCAGCUGCCGCCUCAGUUCGGCCACGCCGCUUACAGCCACCGCCCGCUGUCUUCAUCCCCGCCUGCUUCACCCAGAGAGAAGAGCAGCGGGACGGUUCUGCACAUUAGCGAAGAGAGCGCCGACGCAGAGCCAGAGAAGCUGCAGGAGGCCGUCAGAGACUCUGCUGCACAGCCUGAGAGCCCAACCAGGAAGAGAUGCAUCCAGACAGACAUCUGAAUGAGCGCUGUGUCCGUGUUGCCACUGUGAGCUCAUCUAUGAAGCUGAACGUCGGGGACAAACUGAGCUGUUCUAGUGUAAAUGUUAGUUUUUAAAAUAACAAAGGUGGAAGUUGGAAAGAGAUUUGUGAACGUGCAGGAACACGGGAAAGUUAAAGGCGAUCAUUCRGACCUCUGAGUUUUGUGAUGGAGAGGAAGUUAGAUGUUGAUUGGCGCAGCGAGCCUGUUGCAAGUAGAGACGAAGGUAUGAGUGGAGAGCGAUGAGCGCAGUCAGUUUUCUACACCUGAAUGAUUUUUUUAAAAAUCCCAGCGUUCUUCUGAUGCUAACGAAGAGCAGGCCUAGUAAAGCUGUAAUGGAACAAAGCUGCUAUGAGACUAUUUAAUAAUCUGCAAAGAUUGGUUUUCCUUAKUUUUUUUUCCAUAUGAAUCAAAUAUGGUCCACCGCCGUGCCGCCACUUCCUGUUAUAAUUUCUAAAGGUAGCAGUCUGAUAUAUCAGUGGGACCAUUUGAUGUAGCWGAUUUUAUUUCCCAGUCAGGUUUAAAUAGUAUGUAGUUGCUUUUUUGUUAUGAUUCAUGUCUUUUUUUGUUUGUAAAUGUAUGUUUUGGGAGCGUUGGUUUAAGAGUCAAAGCCCUGUUUUGGGUCCAAGCUUUUUUUUUGUAAUUAGACAGGAACUGUACUGAGAAAUGAUGAAUAUAUAUCUCAUCAUGCAGCAACAAGCUCCUGUCUGCGCAGAUUCCUUUCCACAAAUCAAUCUGUGUUGAUUGAUUAGUUUCCACUGCAGUUUUAGAACAUGAAAGGUGAACCUAAAGGGGGUUUCCCCCCUAAAACAUAAAUAUAUGAAACUAGAAUUUCUCACAACCCACUGGGCUCGUUUAAAUGAGAAGUCUCCAGAAUCUGAAAUUCAACCAAAYUGCGUGUUUGCAAUAAUAAAAUAAGCUUUUUAAAUAACCGUUUCUUGUGAGGAAACAUGUCAGCUUUAUAUGAAAAUAUUUUCUUUUUGUGCAAUGAGAACCUCUUUUUAUAUCCAAGAACGUUCAUCCUGCUCAAUGCUCAGCCGUGAAUGUACAGUUCUGGUGUAAAAUUGUUGAUUUUUGCUACCAAAUGAAGCUUUUUGUUUUGAAACUUUAGGUCUAUUUUAACUUUUUUUUAAAUCUUAAAUCUUUUCAAAUGAUUGAUGCAAGUUAUUUUACAUUUGUUGAACCUACAGUGCCUUCAUGGGGGAACUUUCUGUCUAUAGUGCAUUUUUUAAUUUUAUUCUUUGAGUAUUUCAUAUAAAGUGUUGAGAUAUUUAAAAAGUGUUUUGCUCAAAUCCCACAAAUGAACAAAAACUUGACCAUAAUUACACAUCAUUUGGUUUGGCCUACCAAAGACUGCUUUUUUUUUUUUUUUUUUUACUCUUACUGUCCAUAAAGACACAAACAUUUGAUUAAACCAAAAAUGUUUUAGUUUUCCCUUAAAGUAACUAAAUUUUGUUUAUGUGGGGAAUAAUCACAAGUUAAAUUUUUUUUCCAAAGCAGUUUGAGUCAGGAGAAUCAGACUGCGGUGACACUAAAGUUGCAUCUUUUGUGGUGUGAUGUCAACCAGAUGAUUAUCACAGCAACAAGUUUUCUGCAGCUCCAAAGUCUCCAGUUUUAGAUGAUCUCACCUUGAGAUYAUCUGUUGAAACUGUUUAUUUCCAUUGUGUUAUUUAAAACCCAGUGCCAAGUCUGUUUUUGUUUCUUUAAUUAUCAAAAAAGGAGUGUGGUGUUUGAAAAAUAUCUUAAUUUCCUAAUUCUCUGCUUCAGAAUGUGCAUGUAAAUGCAUAUUYUUCAAAUAAAAUUCUCACUCAA